AUCCGCUUCCGUAUUUCGGAUAAGAUAGUUUCCAUUUUCUAAGCGACCAAAUUGAACAAAAAUCUCCAAUCAUCUUUCGAACAGUUCAACGAUGUUAUCCAGCGAUUCUUCCAUAUUUGGUUCCUAAGAAAUUUCCCAGAAUUUUACGUCACUAGAUGGCUGUUGUGUUACCGUCAUCCAGAAUCUUGUCAUCCCCCCUCGACCGGCGCCCGGUGGGGAUAUUUUCUGAUUCAAACAGCAGAACUGUGCAGAAGGUUGAAAUUUCUCAAUCUAAUGCGUGUAGAAAGGAAAAUUAUAGGAUUAGGGUUUUAUCGAGAGUCAAGGAUUUGGAGGAGGCUGUGAAAGGCUCGAGUUUGGGGGAUACUAUGAGGUUGUUCGAGCAGUUCUCAGCUCAGCCGGUGAAGUCUAGUGCGACUUCGUCUUCAACUAAGAUUAGCAAAGAGGAGGAGGAGAAGCGGGAUUACUAUCUCAACACAGGCUACGCUAUCCGGACACUCAGAGAGGAGUAUCCAACGCUGUUUCAGAAGGAGCUUACAUAUGAUAUCUACAGGGAUGAUAUUACAUACAAAGAUCCAUUGAACACCUUUGUCGGCAUUGAGAAUUAUAAAUCAAUCUUUUGGGCGUUACGAUUCCAUGGUAGAAUAUUUUUCAGGGAAUUGUGGGUUGACAUUGUUAGUGUGUGGCAACCUGCAGAGAGCAUGAUAAUAGUGCGUUGGACAGUCCAUGGUAUCCCACGUGUCCCCUGGGAGUGCCAUGGACGGUUUGAUGGCACUUCAGAAUAUAAACUUGAUCAGAAGGGGAAGAUAUAUGAGCACAGGGUCCACAAUAUUGCUUUAAAUGCACCUCCAAAGUUUCGUGUUCAAACUGUUCAGGAUAUAAUAGAAUACAUUGGGUGCGGAUCAACACCUAAGCCUACUUUCUUUGAGUUCUCAUCCUCAUUCAAGAACUUUGUGGCACUAUUAGUGAAUUCAUGUGGGUCCAAGCUUCACUUGUCUUCGGUUUUAUCUUCUGUCGGGAAAGAGGAGGAUGAGGAAUCAUCUAAGGAAAGGUUGUGAUGAAAUGAGCUGUUGCUAGGGGUGAGAUGCACUCAUGCACUACAAUUACCCUUACUCUGGAUAUGCAUCCAUAAAAGAUAAACAGUUGUAUGUUUCUUACUCCAAAUUAACUGGCAGGGAUAUGUAAAAUUUUUGUAUAGUGGUUUACUGUACAUGAUAUAAUCUUCGAUGCGUUGCCUGGCUACAUUAAUCUGGUAAUGUAAUAUUUAUUGAGGUGUAAUAUGGCUACAUUAAUAUGCGUUAGCUGCUACAUCUUAUUGGUAAUAUUGGUUUCAUCUUCAC
Messenger RNA from Cuscuta epithymum, 1337 nucleotides. NCBI's taxonomy places the organism in Eukaryota, Viridiplantae, Streptophyta, Magnoliopsida, Solanales, Convolvulaceae. The record is from the annotation of a GenBank genome assembly.